AUGGUCGAACAAACCAAUAAAAGUGAGUUUUCUACAGUAUCUACAGUUACAGUACCCAGAUUACUGUACUUGUUUUUGCAGAAUCAAGUUUCUUCUUCGCUUCUUAUGGCUGUUGUGUUCCCAUUGAAACGUACGCAUAUAUCGUCACCGUUUUGUUUGUUUUCACGAUUUUGGUCAUUUUGUUUUGUUUUUUGGCGACGGCGACUGUCAGAUGGGUGAGUUUGGAAUGAUGCCAAUGACUGAAAAUAUCUAGUUAUGACGUGGCAAAGCUGGAGAAGGCGGAAUUUCUUUGAAAUUCUGAAUUGGGCCAUUUAAGUUCCAUUUUCAAAUUUUGGUCCUGGACCUCUCUAAAAUCCCACUCAAAUCACUAUUAUUUUUCCAGUUGUAUAAACGACGAAUGCGUAAACGUCUUCAUGACAUGAAAGAGAAGAUUGUGACAGAACAACGAAUGAAACAAGAAAACGAAGCAAAACUCAACUAUUUGGCACAAAAAAAUCAAAUGAACAAAAUGCAAACAAAUAGCAAUAUGAACAAUUUGAAUAAUGUUGUUGAGCCAACAAAAAUCGAGAAAGAACAAAUGAAUGGAAUGAUGAUGAAAGAAAAACAAGGAAAUGAGGAAGAUGGUGGAAUAGGAGGAGGAGGUGGAAAAAUUGAGGAAAAGGAGAUGAUUGUUGCACCAAAAGAACCACCAAAGAAUAUUAAUUGUGAUCCGGCGAAGGAUUAUGUUGCUGCAAAGUAUGUACAUUUUGUGAUUUGAAAAACGUAUGCUAAAGGUUGAUCAGGUCUCUGUUGGAAAUUUUCCUAACAAGGGAAGUGCAUAAGGUCAGGUGUUGAACUUUUGAUGAAACAUGACGAAAUAUACCAAAUCGACCAUGCUGAUCACGAUUCCGAAGUCAAAAAUUGCCACAAAAGCCUGUGAACACUUUUCUGGAGCUCCAAAGUUGAAAUCGAGUUUUGGUUUUUGCCCAUUUUCACCAUGUUCCAGGGUGGAAAAUCAAUUUUUAUAACAUGAAUAAGGUUGUUCACCACAUUCGAAAACCUAUCAGCUUUUUAGUUUUUCAAAAAAUAUGAAAAACCAGCUGAAAACUGUAAUUUUCAAAAAAUGCACCAAAAACUUUAAAAAACGUGUGUGUUUACGUGUAUUUGUGUGUAUUUUCAGGACUUUUUGAAAAUUGCAGUUUUCAGUCCGUUUUUGAUAUUUUUUGAAAAACUAAAAAGCUGAUAAAUUUUCGGAAUGUGGUGAACAACCUUAUUCGUGUUAUAAAAAUUGAUUUUCCACCCAGGAACAAGGGUGAAAAUGGGCAAAAACCAAAACUCGAUUUCAACUUUGGAGCUCCAGAAAAGUGCUCACAGGCCUCUGUGGCAAUUUUUGACUUCGGAAUCGUGAUCAGCAUGGUCGAUUUGGUAUAUUUCGUCAUGUUUCAUCAAAAGUUCAACACCUGACCUUAUGCACUUCCCUUGUAAAUUAACCUCGACGCUUUAAACAACAUUUGUGUACUGAAAAAUUCCAACUAUGAAAAAAGAUCUCAACAAUCAUCUAGUUUGAUUUCAACAAUAUUUGUCAAGUUCCGAAAGAUUUCUGAUUCAAACACAGAAUUCAUUGAAAAACUGUCUCAUCGUAAAUCUAGCAAAAUUCAGAUUUUUCACUGUUUCAAAUAAUUUAAAAAGAAAGAAUUCAUCCAAAUAUUUUCAAUGAUAGUUCGCCGCAGGUUGAGCAUUUUAUUCAAUGAAAUACAUUAAAAUUUGUCCAUAGAAGAGUUUUUGCUCAAAAUUAUUCAUUUUUCACUGUUUCAAGUAAUUUUAAAGACAGAAAUUGAUUAUGAAUUGUUCAGUAAGCCAUAAAGGAAUUUUAUCCAAAAAAUUAUUUUUAAAAAGUUUUGAAAUCGAAUUUUCACAAAGAAAAAAAUCUAUUCUUCUGUCUAAAAAGUUGAUUUUCACAUUUUUUCCAGAGCCAAAACCCCUCGCCGUCCAAUUCAAAUGCAACAUCAACAAAAAUUGUUCGACAUCAAAGGUCAAGAACUCACACCAGUUGCAACAUCAAGAUCCAAUGCUUUAACACAAUCUGCAUCAAAUAAUAAUAUGAAACAUGUUGAUAAAGCUCAAAACAAUACUAAUGAUCCACCAGCUCGUCGCCCACUUUCAUCUGAAAUUAUGCCAAAAUCUGCGGAACAAGUUGACAGACCAUCCAAGGAGAAGAUUAGUUCACCACCCAAACAAAAACCGAAAAGAUCGUCGGCUGAAAAAACUGGAAGUAAGGAAACAACAACUGGAAAAACAUCGGGAAGUCGUGAAACAACUGGAACAACAGCCACAUCAACUCAACCGAAAACUACAACAAGCGCGGGAAGCACAGAGAAAACAAAGACUGAAGGAAGCAAUGAAAGUGUGGCGAAAAAUAAGAAAUUGUCGAUUUCGGAUGAGGAAAAACGGAAUGAAGGAGGAGGUGGAAAACAUGAAUGGAGAAAUCAAUAUUAUGGAGGAGGAAGUAGAGAAACAGCGGCGGAUAGUUCGAGAAAAUCUAUGGUGUGAGUGCAAUUUUUUUGGGGGAGAUAAGGGAUUUUUGAUCUGGAGUUCUUUAGGGAGAAAUUAACUGUUUCAAAUAUUUUUCAAUCAAAAAUAAGAUGAAUUUUUCAUUAGGAUACUUUUUUCCGCAAUCUGAAUAAAUGAAAAUUUGUUUUUGGUAUUUCUGGCGAUUGACGCUCAUUUAAUUCAAAUUUUUUUGAAACUUAAAAUAAUUAAUCUUUUUAAACUAAAAAAAAUUGAGAUCAAAUUCUAAUUUUUCAAUGUUUAAAAUUUUUUCAAUCAAAAAUGAGCUAUACAAAUUCUUCCAUUUUUUUAUGUUUUACUCUUACAAUUUUUUUCAAACUGGAAACUGUCUUUCUAACGAUUCUUCUUCAAAAUUCCAUUCCAAACUUUGCAGUCCAAGUACUCGUUCAUGGCUCAUUGAUACAACUGGCUCAUCAAAAAAAUCACUCGAAUUAUCAACUUCGAAAUCGAACUCACUUUUUCGAACAAGUUCUUCGCUUUAUCAAACAGCAACUACUUUGGAGGAUUCCAAAAAUACGCACUCACAUGGAGCGUUUGUCUUUGAGAAAUAA
Messenger RNA from Caenorhabditis angaria, 3098 nucleotides. NCBI's taxonomy places the organism in Eukaryota, Metazoa, Nematoda, Chromadorea, Rhabditida, Rhabditidae. The record is from the annotation of a GenBank genome assembly.